UGUCUCUUAAAUUAUGCAUUCUUGAACGAAGGUAUAGUGGUUUUUGAUCCACAUCGUACAAAGGUAUUAUCGGUGUCCUGCUUUACGUCAUUUAUAAUUCCACUACCGUUCUUUAUGUAUCUUUUAAUUCUUUUAUUAUUAUCAUUGCACAUAUUUGCUAGUCGGCUCGCUUCUGGCUGACAAAACAUUUUUUAACUAAAGAAAUUCGAAUAUAAAUGUAAACGUAAACUUAAUGAUAUAAAGUAAUAGGAAGAGGCUUCAAACUAAAAACUUUGGAACCUCUUCCUAUUUCUUUAGAUCAUUAAAUUUAUGUUUACAUGCGUAUUUGAUUGCCCACAUUCGUAUCAGCAAUUUUAUUCAAUAAAAAUGAAAUUAUCAAUAAUAAAUAAUACAAUUUCGUUCGAAGCGGAAUUCAGGCGCAAACGAUACGCGAUAAUCGAUAUCGAGAGCGGUCCGUCACGGGAAAAAGCCACUUUUCCGUAGGCUCGGACGUUUUAAGGAAGAGCCUGUGUGUCGUUUUCUUUGUGGAGGAAGGUCCUGAGAGGAGGUUCGGGCUGGCUCGAACUUGUUCGUGAGGCUAAACUAAUUUGCCGCGCGAGGGUGGACAGUUGGAGCCUCUAGGCGGGGUGACACGGGACCAGAACCACGGUCGAAAGGGGGACACGGGGUAGAGGGUGAAAGCGCGGACGAGAGGGAAGGGGAUUCUAAUGCCAUCGGUGGUGGGAGCAGCGAAUUCCAAGUGACCAGUAAAAGUGCCACCCCACACACCCGCCUCUCUUUCCUUUCAUCCCCCUUUUCUGCCUUUCUCUCCUCUUCGUCGCCGUUUCCUCUCCUCUCCCGCCUCUCCGCCCCGCAAAUCCCCUUUCCCUUUCGCUCCGACACCCCCGCCCUUCCGUCCCCUCAAAAGACCUCAGUGUUACCCGAGGGGAACUGUGAACUGGGGUAAAAGACUGCUCGUGCUGGGUCGCGAGGACGAUGUUUCUUACGGCUGUGUGCGUGUGCGUGCGUGUGCGCGCGCGUGUUUUUUUCAGCACACGUGUGUGCAGGUGCGUAACUUCGGAAGAGGAGGAAGUGCCUUGACGAAGGAGCUCCGCGACAGUGAUGGCUGGCCGUUAUCCAAGUCCCCGAGCUUUUUUUUACCACUAAUGACUUUUGUUACUUUCCUCUACACGAGAUAUAACACAUGUGCCGCGGAGAUAAGAUGGAGCGUGUCUCAUACGUAAUGUGUAGCUGUAUUAUAUUCUCGUUUGCUUCUGCUUUUCUUCUCUUCAUACAUAAAAUAUUUCUCAUGCAUACCAAAUCGAUUUGUAAUACAUUUUAAUAUCAUCUUAGUCAAUUGGAAAGCCUACAAUUUUUGAUGGGAACAAUAGAAAGAUAUUUUCUUGCUGGAAAAUACAUUUGUCUUGUCCGCUAAAGAAACAUUAAUUAUUUUCCAAUUUCUCAUUUAUUUCGAAAUUUCUUCCUGAAAAUAUUUUGCAAAGUGAGGGAGAAGAUCAUAUUGUUCGACAACGAAUAUAUGUACGAAGUAAGAGAAAAUUUGAGAGUCGGUGAAACGAGAAAGAAGGGAGCCUAUCCGUUCGUAGAAAGGCGUCGGCCCUGACUUUGAAAGGAAACGCGGGGGUGGCGGGCAGGCAGGCAAGCAGAGGGGUAACUCCGUGAGGGAAGGACGUUGAAUUGUGGAACGCGGAGACGGGGGUGCGGCGGCUACGGCGGGCUGGAGGGUUGAAUCAGCGCGGGGGUGUAUGGGGGAAUUAGUGGAUGGUCGCGGACAAUGUGGGGGAUACUUUCUCAUAUCAAGUAUGGCCGCCAUCGUGGCACGAUGGUCAAAACAAUACGCGCGAUCUGCCAUUAUUCCACCCUCCUCCUCACAGCUUUCCAGUGCGCGGUGAACAAAGUGGUGUUAUCGUCGCGUUACCGCCGGCACGCACGUCCAGACGCCUCGUCGGUGCUUAACAAAUGGAUAAUAACGAGGGAUCGUCGACGAGCCGUGAUUUUCUGGGAUGGUUUUACGUCCACGCAUCGCGCUGCUGAUCAGGACGGGCAACAUCUGAGGAAGAACGGGCUGGUCGCGUGAGAUCUACCGAGAUGUCAUCGAGCAUGACAUCGUCGUACGAGCCCACGACGGCGGCGGAGAUGACGGAGCUGGACAGCGACGGUUCGAGCUGCGGCGAACGCGACGUCUGGAAGCGCGUUCGCAGUGAUUCCGCUGACGCCGGGCCGAAAAAGCGUCGGAAACAGACCACCCCGGUAAGAGUCUCGUCUGGCCUCGCGGGCUUGCACGAGGAUGCGCGCGAGGACAAGCGUGAGGACGAGGACCUCGAAGGUAAGCCGUCGUCGCGAUCGCCGUUGCUGAGCAACGACCAUCACCACCAACAACACCACCACCACUACCACCAUCACCAUCACCACUCGCCGUCAUCGAAAGACGAGAAUCUGAACAACGAGUUCCGUUGCCAGCACUGCGGCCGGCUCUUCGACAGCGGCGAGACGCUCAAUGUCCACGUGGACGGCGAGCACGGUGGCGCGAGUCAGGUGACGCCAGCUGUCUCUAUCAAGGUAGAGCCGGCGCAGCAGCUGGACCCGACUAACGAAAGUCCUGUUAGCCUUUUAAGCGUUAAGAACUUCGCGUCCACGUGGCUGGCGUCCAGCAGCCAGCAGCACGUGCAAUCGCAGACGCAGAUGCAGCCGCAGAGCGAUGAAUCGUGGUCGGGCCCGGUCAAUCAGAUCGUCACGAUGACCAAUCACCUUCAGGCGCUCUCGACUUUUCCGGGCACCCUCGCGCAGUACCUACCCUUGCCAAAUUUUCCCCUUGCCGAUCCUCAGCUCCCUAGAUCCUCCCUUGGUCCUGUGCCGGUCAAGAUCUUCAAUCCGGACGCGUAUUGUGACAUGUGCAACAAAGAGUUUUGCAACAAAUACUUCCUGAAGACGCACAAGGCCAACAAACACGGGAUCUAUGUUGACUCGCCGACGCCAACCACGGAAUCUCUCAAUAUCUCCGGCGGCAACGUGUUUGCUGUCACAAAUUUUCAUGCAGGUAACGCGAGCGUAAAACUGGAGUCGCCCUCGACUCCGCCGCAGAAGCGUUUCCGCAACGAAGAUUCCGCGAAGAAGCAUAAACCAAAAACGCACAACGACUCGCCGAUAGAUCAGCAGUUAGACGGUCAGCAGAUCUCUGUGUCGCAAAGUGAGGAUGAUCGAGUGACGCCGCGCGACAGCCCCAGCGGUAUGGAGGCGUUCAUGAAGCAGGAAUACGGCGUCGAACAGGAGGAUGCGACCUUUAUGCCGGCCCCGAGGCACCUAUCGCCCCAAUCUAUCCAGCAAGCGCGCGAUUCCGGUUUCAGCGCCGACCUUCUACGCCGCCUGGGAGUUUUGAAUCCCGAGGCGUUCUGCGAGAUAUGCUGCAAGGAGUACUGUAACAAAUAUUUUCUGCGCACGCAUAAAAUGAAACGGCACGGCAUCGUCGUGCAGGACACUGAGAGAUCGCCCAGCAAUCCUGGCACAGCCGUCACCACUUGGCACCAGGUGCAAACAAGUCCGUUAAACUUGAUCGUGUCUGAAGCCGCCACCGGGACGGAAUCCAACGAUCGCAGCGGCGAGGAGUACGAGUGCAAAUCCUGCGAUAUUCGUUUCCAAACGAUUGACCUGUAUCAAGCGCAUUGCAGGAAGUUGCACGAAAGUGAAGAACGCGGGUCGCCGAAACAAGAAUACGAUCUGAAUAACUCUGAUCAGCGCACUGACACGAUAUCAGAGGACCUUCAGAAGCUGCAGACGAUGAUUAUGCAACUGAAUGGCCUGGAUUCUGGUAAGGGAUUAUCCUGCGCCGUCUGUAGUAGAGAAUGCGAUUCGAGGUCGGCCCUGCGCGUUCACAUGGCAACCGAACACGGUGUCGUCGGUGAUGAAACCACGUCGUCGCCACAGAAGUCACCCACGGUUAUUUCGACCGUUUUCUGCACUCUCUGUGAGAAGGAUUAUCCUAGUCAAGACGCCCUGAGGAGACACAUUAGCGAGGAGCAUCAACCCAUCGUGUCCACCGCUAUUACUCUGCCGACACUUCCGCCAACGGUAAUCGCCUCUUCCGCCAGUUCGACGCCGACCAGUCAGACUCCGAGCGGCCAAACGACGACGAUGACAGAGAAGAAGGUGUCGUCACUGACCCCCACGUCGAGCUACUGUGAGAUUUGCAACAAGGAGCUGUGCAACAAGUACUUCAUGAAGACGCACAUGCAGCGGAUGCACGGCAUCGAGAUCGAGAACGGCGCGCAGAUUGGCGGAGUCAUCUGCAACAUCUGCAAUAAAGAGCUGUGCAGCAAAUAUUUUCUGCGAGUCCACAAGCACAACACCCAUGGGAUUGUCGACGAGAACACGUCGUCGGGAUCGGCGUCGAACAAGCAAGAAUCCUAUGACGUUCCCAAUGCCGAGGACUCGACGCUGAAACCGGAGCAAUUGGGUGAUCUCAGUCAUAGAUACUUUACUCAUUUCACCGAGGUAUGUCCGAUCUGCAGUCGAAGGUUCCGCAGCAUCAAGUGGCUGAAGGCUCACCUGAUGGGCGACCACGGCAAAGCAGGGAUCGACAAAUGGCGCGAAAUGGAGCAGCAGUAUCAAGCGACGUCCAGAACCAGCGGCAGAAGCAUCGCUUCGACGAAGAACACGCAGCAAACAUCAAACCUAAAAAUUCCCAAUGGGUUCGAAGUCACCCAUCAGGUCAAGCCUGUCGAUUACACGAGCUUGGGAAAUCAGAUGCUGUCCAAUCUUCUUGGUUCCUCAUCCGAGGAGCAUCAAUUAAAGAACUAUCGCUGCGGUUAUUGCAACUUUACGACGCCUGUGCUACCUUUUCUCUUUCUUCACGAACGAUCCCACGUGAAUCCUCAAGAGAAUCUCGAGGGGGAUCGAGCGUUGCAAUGCCCAAUAUGCUCGCACGACUUCCAUCAGCCGGAGCUGCUUAAUCAACAUCUACUCGCCAAGCAUCAAAUUCCCUCUCUGUUGUCGCAGUUCCAUCAUCCUCUCAUGAAUAAUUUUAGAUCGGACAUUGACGUUAAGGCGAGCGACGUCAAGGAAAGAACUGAUUUGGAUACAAAAGAAGAUUGUGUGGGAUACAGUCCUCAAACCGAUCGAAAUGUUAUUGAACCUGCAAAAAACCAGCGGCAGGAUGACACCGCGGUGCAGGUGACACCUCAGGGCGUGUACAAGUGCGCCCAGUGCGGCUACGCAACGACGAAUCUGAAUCGCAUCAAGAAGCACGUGCGGAAGGAUCAUAAAACGAUAGGCGAUCCGACGGAAAGCGUGAUCGCCGAGCUCAGCAAGACCUUGAAAGACGUGGCGAACAAGCAGAAGAUGCCGGCCUGUUACGCGAUGCCGCAGGAUAUGAAUUCGAAUCCCGACAAGACUAUCAUGCAGCCGUUCCUGAUCGAGGAGCAGGAUUUGAUGCAGAUGGGCGCCGAGUCUAGUUCGGCGAAGAGAUUCGCGCCGGCUCUGGUCUACUUGCCGGUCAAGUCCAGAAUCAGCAAUGUCCUCACCGCCUCCUUCACUCUCACCCCCGCCUGAGUUUAAAUCGCGAUCAUAUUACCUCGCGUCAGCAUCUUGGGAGAGCGGCAGCAUCUGCAUCUGCGACCCGAGCACGUGGUAUCGGUUCCUAUUUAUCAUGUAAGACGAGCAGCCAGACGGCAAGUGUUAUUUGCAUUAUAAUACUUUGACGUUCCACUAAUUUUUACGUAUCUCUAGCGAUUUUUACAGGUUUUCCUAUUAUUGAUUAAGUGAGUCCUCCGGUUCCAUGUUGCAAAUUAAUAAAACAAGAUCAAAAUAGUCGAAUUGACACGAUACCGGACAGACGAGAUUAUUCUUUUUCUUUGAAGCUAAUUUUGUAUCACGUGAAAAAUGAUUUUAAAGCCAUUCAAUGUUUGAGAAAGUAAUUAUUAUAAAUAGAAGGAAGUUUUUAAAUUAUUUUCUUAGGCAUUAAUCGAUUUAAAAUCCGCGUAUUUCAAUUACAAUAUUAUCUUUGCAAAAGAAUAAUCCCACCUGGUGGUAUUUCGUCUCAAACAGCUCGCCGGGACGCAAGAUUGCUUCACAUAUUUUCUAAUACAUUACUAACUUGCAUGCUCGAAACACAAGGAGAUCGUUCUGAAGCAACAAGGAGUGGGACUCGUUUACACGUAUUUUAUUUUGAAAUAGUUCUCGAAGGCGACGAAUUUAGCUAACCGAAACGAUCUCCUUCGGAAGGGAAAACCUCCGAGAAAAAUAACAAAACGAGAUUGUUAUUAUUGUUCUAAGUAUAUACAUAGGGAACAUACUCGUUAUAUACUCUUGUAAAUACUUAAUCGUAACUAAUUAAAACACGAACGGGUGAUCGACAAAGUUCCUAUUUUAAACGCGAUAGGCUCCUUGAUAUCAAGAAGCUUCUACUCUCUUUGCUCCGCAUUUUAUUUCGUUUAUUUCUCUUGCUUUAGCAUCGAUUUUGCUUCCGCACAAGUGAACCAAAAAGAAAAAAAAAAUUACGCAAGAUAAGAGCGAGCAUUCGAUUGGCACUAAAUCCAUUCACCGUCUUUUCGACUUUUUCGACUUUUUCUUUCGCGACGGUUCUAGUCAAUAUUUUAUAUAUAAAUAUAUAUUGUAUAUUUACGUGAAUAAGAAGAGAGUUUUCUCAGAGAUAGGGAAAAUUUAGAGAGAUAUUUAUCAUACACAAAUAGAAUACGCUAGACUCCGAGAGACCGUCUGGCGGCGCUAAUUAGACGUGACCUAACGCUAAUUAUCGUCGCGACGUGUGCAGCCAAGAGGACGAGGGCAUGACAAAAACGAUAACGGAGGUAAUGGGGUAUCAAUGUGCCGAGAGAGAGAAUCGCCAACCAACUCAGGGGUGGACACAGUAUAACCCGCAACAAAAAGUACAAUCGUAUACACAGCCAACGCAUUACAUAGACUUUAAAUAAUUUUUAACUUAUAAUGAGAUAUAAUGCGCGUCUCAUAAAUAUACCGCGGAUAUAUCAAUAUAACGAUCGGCCCCUUCCUCGCCCGACCGUCUUGGGCGACGGGGUCGCGAAACGACCAAGCUCGAUCUAUUCGAAUAUUCGACGAACGCUCCCCCCCCCCCGAUUUAUAGAAGUAUGAGCUACAUACGAAAACUAUAUAGCACACUCGGAUUAUUUAACUAAGAGUUACCUAGCCUAGUCGGUAAAUGCCGCGGACACGUCCAGUCCGAAAUAAAAGUUCCUCCUUGAAAGCUGUUUCGAACCUCGUGCCUUUGCAGCUUGAGAAAACGCGUUACCCGCGAACUUCCUCGUUACCACGCAGGUCUCGAUAAGAUAUAUAUCCAAAAAUGUAUGGACGGGCCGAUCUGUUACGAUUAUAAUAAAUGUGGUUUCUGUCAGGUGUACUGUCUCUCUCGAUCGUGACGUGUAAUAGCCGAUCUCUUCCCCAAGUAACGUCGCAAUUGCGAGUCUUUUCCUUGAGUCGCGAAUAGCUGCGGAAUUAUUUCACGGAAAUGUGCCAUAAAUAUUUAUCACGAAAUCCAUUAUAGACAUGACUGUUACAUGACGCAAAAUAUAAAGUUUAAUGUGGUUUUAAAGAUAAUUUUACAGUAUCGUGCCCCUCUAAAAAGUUUCCAGGAAGAAAAAGAGGAAACGAUUGAAAUAUUUAAAUACUGGCUUAGAGAUUGUCGUAAAGAUUAAAUAAAUGAAAAUGCAAAUUGCGAUCGAUAAAAAAUUGACAUGAAUCUCAAUAGAAUAUUCAUACGAAUAUUGCGCAAAAUUUUCAACGAUUUCUUCGUCAACGCUCGAGUUCGAUCGAAAGAAUUGCUCGAAAGAACAGCUGUUGCCGCAAUGACCACACUCUCGAUAGCUGGGCGUGCAGCCGUUCUGAAUUGCCUAGCUUCCCAAACGCGUUUCACGUAGCACACCGGUGUGCCCAUCCCUCCACGAUGAACAAACAUGCACGAUGCAUUUCCGCCCACGCGACGCGCUGCCCUUGCUCUAUCGUAAAAUAAUAACUCUGCUUACUCAGUGCAAUCACGCUCUCUUUACUUACCGAGCAAUAUUUGGAGUGCAAAUAUUUUUUUCCAAAAAAUUGUCAGAGACAAAAUUUUAGCAGAUUUUAUCCGCUAUUUAACUAAUUUGGAAAAAUCUCCUAAAAACAAGUAUAGCAUAAAAUCGUGGUGCAGCAUGACGAAAAGGAGAUAUUUUGUGAUUAGACUCAGAAUCAAAUGUGAAUUAAUUUACAUGUAUUUUCGGAAAUAAUUAUACUUAUACAUAUUUUAAGAAAUUGGACAAAUGCAAAACUACGUGUUUAAUUAAUGAAUUAUCGGUAUGAUAAUUGACUUUGCAAUUGCGUGAUAAAAUGCUAAAAAUUUAGGUUGACGGAAAAACACAUGCGAAAAUAUAAAUUACGCUCCGUAAAAGGAGAUCGCUCCGACUGCUGUCAAGAAGUAACAUGCAAAGCGAUAAAUAACACGGAUCGCUUCCCACUGAAAUGCGACAUUCGGCGCUCGUCGCGUUCUGGUAAUGCGAAUUCGGCGCUGUCAGAGACGGCAAUGAUUUAUUCCGGGACGAUUUCCAUGGCACGAGCCGGUUUUUGUCUCAGGGGCCAUAAAAGUUUUCCCCGCGCGCGCGCACGCAGCUGAAAUUCGAGAACCGCGUCAUUUAACGGAGCACACGCAUACAUCGAUGCCGGGCAUUGCCGAAAAUUCGUCUGAAUUAGUAUGCGCACACGCGUGCAUUAAUAUGACUUAGGGGAGGAGAGAGGCAAUCGGCCAUUACGCAAAUCCAUCGAGGGAGUAGGAAUGAGAGGGACAGAGAGAGAGAGAAAGAGAGAAAAAUGGAAAAGGAAGAAGUGGAAGCGGUCGCUGGACGGAGGGAGAAGGAGCGAAUUUCGUUGGGGAAAAACGAAUUUUUAGCCGGCAUUGUCGUGCCGGCGAGACGGGCCCGGACAAAAUGGGCCACCACCAUCUGGUCCCCCCCUCUGGCGAGAAGGUCAGAGAGGAGGAAAGAGGUCGCGACCUUGGCGGGGAUUUUUCCGAAAAACUUUCGAGAACGAAACGACCCGGGAUGGGGUGAGGGAAGAACACGGCGUCCCACCCUUCGCGCUCCUACCCCCGCUUUGCCCUGGGUUCGUCUAUUUUUCUUACCCCACGUGCGCGACGCGCGCGGUGACACGCGAAACGCGUACGUCCAUGCAAAACGGCUCUACCUCGACCCCGCUCUUAAUUGUGUCCGAUGCAGAUACGCGUAUUGUGCACUUAAUGGCCCGUGCGCAUAACGCGUUACGCGCCGGGGAUGCCGAAUUUAAUUAUUCGAAAGGAGGAGAGGGCACGCGCAGAGGGAUGAAUGACAAAAUCCGGACGACGUCGGGGAAGUCAAGCGAUCGUGACGGAUACGAAGUAAUUCUUCUUUGGCGCUUUUCGAUGCGAGAGGCACAACGGUCAUCGGAUAUAAAAUAUCAGAGAAAAAUUCAGAUAUAUUUGACAGAUCGAAAUAUCAUUGAAUGCCAAACAAUCUGACGACAAGGAUGAUUAUUAGACAAAUAUUACUUUUAUCAUUUUUAAGGAUAUGGUUUAAUUUAAAAAAUUUCACUGUGUAAUGUUGAAUUCUCUCGAAUGGAAAUAUGACUAUCGUCCUCUUUAUCGAGCACCAAAGUCUUAUUUGUUCAAAACAAUUACUCAUCGUUAUGGGAAACUGAAAAUUAGUUUCAUUCACAUCGAUAUUGAUAUCCAAUUAACUUUUUUCUCAACCUACAAUAUGUCUUACAAUUUGGAGUUCCGGACGAUCGCUAAUUGUAUCAGUUAACCACGAAUGUCGACGCAUGUCGAAACCAAAGAGAGUAAGAGGGGAGAUUAUAAUAAAGUUCCGAGAGAAAUCUUAACGGCUCGCAUGCCCAAAAUCAGCAUUGCCUUCGUAACGUAAUUGAGCGCAAAAUCAAAAUUUUACCCGUAAACCAAACAAAAUUAUGCAAAGUAUAUAUAUAUAUAUAUAUAUUGUUCAUUAAUAUAUAUAUUAUUAAUUAAAUUAAGAAGGUCGUAGGUUAAGUGUAUUUCGUAUGUGAACGAUACGAGCAUGAAUUUACGUAUACACCUAAGUGUACACCGUGUAAUCCGUGUACGAUAACAACGGGGACGUACUAUCGUACGCGCUUUUGACAAGUGCAUACGAUAUAGAAUGUAUAUUUCGUGAAAUUAGGGGAAUUAAUUAGCAUGUCUAGUCAUUUUGGAAGCGAUUUACAAAUUCCUAUACCUGAUCUAGUCACACGAUGUAAUCAAGACGACAUUAAUCUCGAUUACCAGCAUAAUCGAUUUUUGUCGUUAGACCAAUCGCAUAUUUUUUUUUUAUAUAUAUAUAAGACUGCGUGAAACGAUAAAAGACACAUAUUAUUUUUGUUAUUUUAUAUUUUUUUUUAAGUACACGCGCGCCCGAGUUCUCGCAAUUAUUUAUUUAUAUACGUGUGAUCGAAGAAAACUUAUGAAUAAAAAUUUAUUUUCGUCUUUCUUUCAUUUUCGUUCCCUCGCUUUAUUUUUUUCGUCCUUCGUGCAAUAUGUUUCAUACUUUUAGUCGAUCUGCACAAUUUUUUUGUUUAUGAUUUCAGCAAUUAUCGAUACUGCAACCGGGGGAGAACGUAUUUCAUGUUAAGAACGGUGUUUGUUUCACCAAUAAAUACAGAGAUUAUUCUCGUAUCUCUAUCGAAGCAUCGAAAUUCGAACUCACCAGAAUUACAUCGGCUUCACACGCUCGUUUUAAGAUAUCAAGUUACCCGAUUCAGAGUUUGAUGGGCGGCUGUUAGACUGCCGCCAACUCAUCGGUUUUUGUUUUUUAAGGGUGUCGUUCCUAGGGUGCCUUUUUACCACCAGUGACAAAUGAUAUCUCAAACAAGUUAAAUUUGACAAAUUACACGCGCCCCUCGGAGUAUUUUUUGUUCAUUUGAAAGUGGAAGUUUCAACAGAGAAAAAAAUAGUAUUUAUUGAAUGUAACUUUUUUACCUUGUUUUACACAAAUUAAAUAGAAAGUUAAAACAACAAGGUUUUAAUUAUGUCGCAUUAAAUAUUUUUAAUAAUGAAAUCAUUUAGAAAAUGUUACAUAUUUGAAGAAUAUGUAUGUCAUUAAGAAAAAUUCCAAUAUAUGGUAUAUGAAAAAAAAAUCAAUUACACACUCAUCGCUAAUUUUAAAAUUUAAAUAAACGUAUUAUGUUCUGCUCUGUAAUUGUAUAACAUUUGAGCUAUGCUUUAUUCAAAGUGUAAAAAAAAGGAAAAAUUAUUGUUUAAUAUCAAAAAUUGCUUAUUGAGAAUUUCAUAGUCUAUAAUCAACGACGGACAUUAUUUUCCGUUCCGAUAGCAGAGAGCUAUCGAACGGAAAGGACGAACGAAAGGAAAAGCGGGUACGACGGUUUUCAAUCAGAAGGAAACACACAAAGUCGAUGGGAGACGAAGGCGCUUGCGCCACAUAAAAGUUUUCCUUUCGCUUGAUGGUGGAGUCGAGUCGGUUUGAAAAGGGAAGGCGGAAGGACUCGUCGUCCCUCUCGCACCGAGCGACGACCGACCGAUGAGUAAAUGACACACAGGCCCUAGCCCACCCCUGCGUCUCUACGUAAACACACAGACGUACGCGCGUGCACACGCUCGAAAAACGGAUGUCCACCCACGGACACACACGUCGACGUCCUUAGUGUGACGGGGAUGUGUAUAAAAAUCAAUAAUAUCUUGCGGUUUCCAAGAGCCCCGAAAAUGACGGAGGAAACGUUGCUCGAGGGUGACGUUCUUUGCCCGUGUAGACAAAAGAUGGAGAGUAUUUCGUUAUCGUUCGUUAUCGCGCGAUAAAAAACUCGAGGAUGUUGAUUCGUGGAUCUCACUGAUCUUACCGGAUCUCGCUUUACCUUUCGGCGAGAAGGAAUGAAUCAUAUUCCUAAAGGUAUAACAUUUGCAAGGGUUAAAUACGUUCACUUUGUUAAAAUAUUUUUAAUAUAAAAUAUUUAAUUCAGUUAUUAUAAUGAUUCAUAUUAUACAAAAAUUAUAAAAGUAUUUGAAAAAAUUUCAUUAGAGUCAAAUUUUAAUGUAUAUCUUGGUCGUUAAACACAUUUGUAUAUUAAUUCCUACUUUCAACAUUAAAGAUUUUGACACACCCUGAUUAUAUUGAAAAAAACAAGCAAGUUUCUACAGCGCGAGAUGCGCUUCUCUAAAACUCGAAUCUUAAAAUUUACAAGCCGCUCUCCAGCUUACUUUCAGACGACCGCCAUUCCGUCUUUCGUUUCCCAUGCCGCGUUCUACCCUCGUCGAAUACAAUAAUCGUGAUCGUUUUGUUUCCUCGUCAUUUAUUUACAAAAGGACCGCCAAACCAAGAUCCAAAGCAAAUUUCAGAAAAAGGUAUCGAACCAUUCGCCCCUUCAUUUAUCCAAUACGAUCCAUCCUGUUUCCCUUACCUCAUCAACCACCGCAGCUUAUAUCCCGAGGAAGUGGAUUGCAAUUAUCAAAGCCUCCCCCUCUCAAUUCCGCCCUUCGCUCCUACUUGGACUGGCCGUUUCGCAAUCCUACCCCUCCGCGUUCACGUUCCUUCCCUAUCGCCUUUCGCCAAAGAAAUUUUAUUCUCCAGUAAUAAUUUCACCACCGCCGUUAUAACCAUCACCACCACCAUCGCGACGGCUGUCCACCCCCGCUGUCGUAUCCGCAUCCUUUUCUCCGUUCUGAAACUUCUCCGCGGCCGCAAUCGACGUUUUGGACGAUCAAAGAAAUCCACACAAUUAGAAACGAAGGUCGAUGAAAUGCUUUUCCCCGCGGAGAAAAGAACCUCGUAAAAACCUCGCGAUUGAAGACGCAAGAUCUAAUUUGAAGAAGAAAAUCCAGCAUCGAAGUUAUUUAUAACAGUUUCAAGGAAACUGAAAGCAAUUAAUCAAUACUGUUUACGUCGCAUGCCUCGUAACAAAUUUAUAGCAUUUCUAAGACACAAUUUAUUUUUUUCAAUAGACUCUAUUCAUGCAGAGAUGAAAUCCAUAAUUUCGUCACUUUCGCGUUUCUUGUGUAGAUUUCGCAUUCUGUUGCUCGAUUCUUUAUUCAAUUAAUUUCUGGUAAUCAGUUUGCAAUUAGUGGUAUUUUUACAAUUGAGCGAUAAUUAAUUAAGAACGGACAAUGAUAAAUAUUGAGUCGUUUCAACGUUUGUUAUUAAAUUCAACGGACUAUGAAAUCUUAAUUGCGUAAACGAAAAAAUUAUCGCAAACAACCGUGUACGAUAUCGUUAUCCUUGAGAAUAAAUAAUCGUAUCGAAAAUAAUUAUCGUAAUCAAUUUCGUAAUCCAAAAUCAUUAACUGAUUAGACUUUACAAUCUGAAGAAAGAAUUAUUUUUAGAUUUCUGAUUUAUAAAAUACAUUAUGAUUAACGAUCAAAUAAAACUGUAUAUUUAAAGUAUAAAAAAGACGAUUAAAAUCCGCGUUCAUAUUUCAAUUCUGUCCGGCAAUUCAACCUUAUGAAUAUAUAUUAUAAUGUCACAUCUCAAGCAUCGCCAAAAAUAUAAAAAGUUUAAAGAUUGUUCUAUUACUACGUUUGACUAUGUACGUAAAAUUUGAGCACAAUUCCUUUGGUGGUUUAAAAGUUAUUUAAUGUUCUGUUUGCUUUUGUUUUUUAUGAUGAAAAAGCUUUUUAUAUUUAUUUGCAAAUUUGAUGAGAAAGUAUAUUAAAAUGUUUUGUUGUUGUAAAAAAUAAAUCUUAGAAGCGGUUUUUAAAUUUCGAUAACUUUUGUAUAGUAAAUGUUUAGCUGAAACAUUGAUCCUUAACUCCGAAUUCAUCGUCGAAUAAGUUUGACGCGAUCCAUCGUAAAUUCAGAACAAUAGUGAAGCGGGGACGUCGAUACUUCGUGAAUGCUGUACCGCGAUUUACCAAGCAAACCCUUCGAUAUCAUGCAAAAAAAAGUGAGAAGAAAAGAAUCAAAAACAGUUGUCCCGGCGUGGCGUGGAGGAACCCUUUCACGAUUUCUCGAACUCGCGUCGCGAGUCGCACCACCGCGUUUCCAGCCGAGCGAUUUCACGAGAAGGGUGAAAGCGGAGAAUCCGCGAAACGGGAAUCGAAGGGUUGAAAACGGGAGCAUUGUGCGGUCGUGCGUCUGUAUGCACCCUCAAUGGCAAGGGAGGUGAAUAUGCCUCGCGCACACAACCCUUUAUUUAUUUAGCGCUGUGUCCACGUGCCGGGUGCGCGUACGCGUUUUCCCCAUUUCAACGGAUUUCACCCCAAAUUUUCAGCUGGCACGUCUCCCUCCCCCCUCCCCUCCUAGCCGAUUUACACAAUAUUUUGGAAAUCCUUUAUAAGAUUUCGCUUCUCUAUCUCCCCAUCUUGCACCGCCGUCGGCUUAGCGUGUAUUCGCUAUUGUUAGGUCUGCACGGCCCCUUUCGCAACGACUGACGAUGCCAGAUGGGUGAAACGCGUCGAUCGUGAAGAACUGGCGUUAAAAAAAAAGUUUAUAAAACACCGCGGAAUUCGUAAAAUUAGGGUUGAGCCACGUGAGAGGAACAUAGAGACUCCAGGGGCGGGCCCUUGUGUGACACGUGUCGCGUUUUUUAGCUCUUCUUUUUAAAGAAGAAAAAGUAAUAUAAUGGCGAGAGUUAAACUUUGGGAAACUUGCGGAGGGUGGAAAUUUGUUUGAGAUUUCAUUGCGCGAAUAUAUGUAUCGUAAAUUUUUAUCGAGAGAUAAACCGAGAUAAAUCGGAAACGAUUUUUUUUAAUUAAUUCAAUAUUUAUCUUGAUUAAUUUUUUAUCUUAAUGGAAUCUUAAUUCGAUGAAGGUCGAAAGUACAUUUUGAUUUUCUAAAAAAUAAUUAUCAUUUAUCAUACAGAUAUAAAAACGGAUAUAAAUACGGAUAUAAAUUUAAAUUAAUAAAAAUUUCUCAGCUUUUGUGGAUAAAUUUAAAAUUGUUGAGUAACAUUAAAAUUAAAAACAUUAAAAUAAAAUAAUAUUAAUAUAUUUUUGUAUAUAACAGAGAAAAAAUUUUUUUAGAAAAGAAUUUUAACUCGUUUAUGAGUAAAAAUCGACAAAAUAUUAUAUAUCGAUAAUGAUCACUAUCUCAUAUCAACUUGAGCUGUAUUUAUUAUAAAAAAGCAAUGCAUGUAAAUAAUGCAUAAUUAUUAAAAUCACCCAAAGAACGACACCGAGCGAAGUGAUGGUAAUUUAUUUAACACGUUUUCUUUAGUUGCGUUUUAUUCUCGUUUUUUUUCUUAAAUGAUUCGUAGUAAGACGAUGCUUAUUAACGACAAUUAAUCGAUUGUUUCCAUUAAUAGCUCGGAAAACUCGAAUAUGCAAUUACUUCAAACUUCAAUGAGCUUAAGACAAUAAUGACCAUGGGAGCGUAAUUACAAGCGCCAAUUAUUGCAGUACGCACACGAAAUAUCCAGAAUAAUAAGAAAAAAUUGCUUAAUAAAUUUUACAAUGCAGUAAUAUUUAAAUUUUGAGUUGAAAUAGCCGUAACUGCUGUAUACUCAAAUAAGAAAUGUUUCAUUCCAGGAUAUUAAAAUGUUUUAUUUUUGUCUCCGCUUUUUAAAAAUAUUUUAACUUUAAAUAGUAUUUGAGUUUAAAACACUAAAAUAUUUAAACUGUUAAAUUUUAGUUUUAUUACUUUUUAAACGUUUUUGUGUUUUAAACAUCAUUGGAAACUAAAACAUUUUUAAGUAUUUGAAAACGGAGACGCAAAAUUAAAUUUUAAUGUUUUAAAAUUAGACACUUGUUUUUUGAGAGCGAGUAUCCUCAAAUCAUCUUAAUUACAUCAAUUUUUGCUUUUACAAGAAAUCAAUUUACAAGAUUCAGUAAUUUAUAAAAUAAUAAUUUUGCAGUAAUUUUCCUGCAAAAUAAAUUACGUCAUCGAAACGCGAGAAAACGAUAAGUUGAUUUUUGUUGCUUCCUUUGAUUUCUUGAGACGAGCGCCUUUGGAAAUUUCCUAACCACUAUCUUCAACACCCCGUAUAGAUGUUGCUGAUAUUGUAAUAACGUUCGGAUGACGUAACUACGGAAUACCAGUCCUCAGGAAUCGCGUGGCUACCUCAGCAAUGAAUUUUUACAAAUUUAUCUUUACUCAGACAUCUGCGGAGAUGACGCGCGUGGAGCGCUCGCGUGAAGAAACGUCGCGGUUAUCGCGGGCGUUUAUCAAAGAUGACCUUGCGCAUCGACGACGACGGCGACGAAGGUUCGCGUCGCGCGAAGAAAAUUCAGUUCCUAUUACAUUGUAAACGCCUAGGUUCCUAAAUUGAGCUUUAUCGAGCGACACGUCAGGUUAGUCCGGUCGAAGUAGACUCGUUACGUCGAACAACGUUGGAUAGAACUGGACCAACCGUAUCCUAUUCGCGCGCGCACACAUCGAUACACCUCAUUCAAUUGGUGAGCGAAAGAAGCGUAGUAUUGUCGAAACGAUAUUACUGUUUUUUACGUAACAAUUUCGAAUAAAAAUUAAUUGUUCUGUCGAGAAGAUAAAAAUUGCUUGAAUAUUUCAUUGCAAAAUACACUUGGAGCGAGAAACGUGGAGAUUGAAAAAUAGUAAAAUAUCUACGGUCAUAAAUAUAUAUGAUCUUACGUUAAUUUUGUCUCACGUGCUAUUCCUAGAAACACUCGAAAGAGAAGUGUUUAACUUUAAGAUGUUAAAAUGUUUUAUUUCUGUUUGUUUUUCAAGUACUUAAAAUGUUUUAAAUCUAAACACCGAUUAUAAAACUGAAAUAUUUUCAAGUAUUUCAGAAACGGUAACACGAGUAAAAAUAUUUUAAUAUCUCAGAAUUAAACAUUUCUUUUAUAAGCGAUAUUUGUCUUAACUUUUUAAAAAUCUGUGUUUUUUUUUCUUUCGCUUAUCAAUUCGAUACAGACGCGGUCGUACAUGUGCGCGGUGCGCGACGUUGUAAAAUUAAGCAUUAUUUUAAGAGGAUAAUAUAGAGUUAAGACACGUAAUACGUAACGCAUGUACAUGUACAAUGUGUAAGUUUCGAGGAUAAUCAAAAUUAGAUUAAAUCGACGGGGCGAUACCGCAAGGAGAAAUCUAGUCGACAGGGCGAUAGGUACUUAUAAAUUAAUAUGAUCGUAAGCAUCACGAUUCAGGGUCCUCCUUUCCUUGACCGACCACGAGAAUAGCAUAAUUAAACUUGUCUACUGGGUAAACAAAGAAAAAAGUACAAGUGUGAUGAUAUCGGGUUGAACACACACACACACACACACACACACACAUACUACACACACACACACACACACACACACACACACACAUACUUACACGCGACGAAUUAUUAAAUAUUUACCAGAGUGUGUGAAUUAGGAUAUGUACAUAAACCCGCCGAGAAGAGUCACCAUAAUUUUCUAUAUUACUUUACAGGCUAUAGCUAUUGCGAGGUGUACGCAAUGCUACACUACUGACAAGUGUAAACUUACCGAAAAGCAUAAAAUCAAAAGACUGUAAUCGCACGAUGAAACUGUGUGACGAGUAAUUUCCGCCUUAUCUUUCGACUGCAGAACAUCAUUUUGUCUGGUUGUCAAAAAAGCAUAAAUGUACAUCGAAGAUUUAACAUGUAUUAUCUAAUACUUACUGCUACGCAAAUGUGUGAUGAACAUAAUCAAACUAGAACAGAUGCCAUAGCGCUUUUCGUGACGAUUAGAACGCAAAUCUUUCUAGAUUCUUCAUUUGGACUUUCCAUUAAUAAUUUUGGAACGUAAAACAAUCGGGUAAUCAUUUUAAUUCAUUUUCAUUAUAAUGUUGAAUUGACGUCAACAUUGCGUGUCUAUCUUUGCGAAGGACGACGAAUCACAUCAUUAACGGGUCCUGUCGUAUAUUUUUGCCAAAGUUCUUCUCGAGGACGAAUUAGUUUUCAAAUAUUCUGCCAACGUUUUAGAUCGAUAAGACUCACGCAGAUAUAUCGUACGUUAGCUUUUGUACGUGACACGAGAGUUUCGUAAACAAUAUCGAUCGAUUCAUUACGGUAAUCGUCACCCCCCUCCCACCUUAAGUGUAAUUUAGCGUUAAGAAGCAGCAGCAGCAAAACGAACGUUCCUAUUAUAAUGCUUUCAUCUACCGUAUAUAUUUAUAAAUAUUUAUGCGAUAAUAUAAUUAUAGUGUUUAUACCGUAUUCUCUAUGACGUUUUCGUUUUGAUAUUUUCAGGAAGUGGCAAACGGUAAGUUUAGUACGAUCUAACUGAGGUUAAGAAUUAUUGUGUAUCUAUAUCUGUGAGAUAUAUAUAUAUAUAUAUAUAUAUAUAUAUAUAUAUAUAUAUAUAUAUAUAUAUAUAUAUAUAUAUAUAUAUAAAGAUAAAUAUAUAAAUAUAUAUAUGAAGAACUGAGAGUAAUAUGAUGUGUGUAUGAUUAAAUUAAUUAGAAUGAAAAAAACUAUUGCGAGAGAGUGCACGCGUCUUCUGUAACUGAUUUGUGUAAAAGACUGUAUAUCAGUCACUCGAAACCUUAACUCGUAUACAAAUCUAUUUGUACUUGACAUAUGUAGUAUUUUAAUUGAAAAGCCAAAUCGAUAGAGAGAUAUAUAGACCAAGAUAUUUGAUACGUAAAUAAAUUUAAUACGUAAAACGACGGCCGCUAUUUCUUUUACACAAAUUAGAUAUGUGAUAUGGACGGAGAGUGUGCUGUGCUUUGGUGUCAAAAAAAGUAUUUUUACCUUCGAUCGAGAGAUAUUUUUGAAAUUCACGUACGAUCGUGACGACGAUUUCGUCAUAGAGGUAAUUCCUUUCGCGUGCAUCUCUGCACCUUACUUAUAUGUAUAUCUCUCUCCUUCGUGCACGUGCAUUUUUUUCGAGGGCGGCCCGUUGGCCUGAUCGCCGACGAGCGACUGAGGGUACAAAGUGUGUGAGAGGGAAAAGAAAGUGGCGUAGGAGAAGGAGAAAUUCAAAAUCAAAAUAUUCAAAAUCAAAAUUACAUUGUAAGUUCAUAGAGAUUGUUCGUCGAUAAAUAUUAUUUGUUAGCCGAGAAUAGUUGGACACGUCCAAUAAUAUAGUCUAACAAACAUUAA
Messenger RNA from Solenopsis invicta (red fire ant), 18924 nucleotides. RefSeq lists its product as uncharacterized. The coding region runs from base 2086 to 5541 and encodes 1151 amino acids. The record is from RefSeq and is a predicted model, not a curated record. NCBI's taxonomy places the organism in Eukaryota, Metazoa, Arthropoda, Insecta, Hymenoptera, Formicidae. The transcript has 3 exons.